Molecule: messenger RNA, 1235 nt
Organism: Plectropomus leopardus (leopard coralgrouper)
Lineage: Eukaryota; Metazoa; Chordata; Actinopteri; Perciformes; Serranidae
Source: RefSeq, a predicted model, not a curated record
UGGAAAAGUGUCUCUCAGUGUGAAGCUUCAGACUUCAGUCAGCUGAGCAGCAGCAGCUCCGCACUUUGAUGUUUUUCAUCUGAAGAUGUUCACUUUGGUGAUUUUCUGUCACGUUUGGUUCCUGCAAACAUUUCUGAUCGGCUGCAGUGAAAACUUCACAGUCACCAAGUUUUCAGUCCCAGAGAAACACAACGUCUGUCUGCAGUGUGGCGGAUCUGACCGGUCCACUUUGGUCUGGACUCAUCUGGACCGGAAGGUCCUGGUGACCCGACAGGGCAGCUACGAGACCAAUGAGGACCGCCAACACUUCCUCCUGCUGUCUAACGGCAGCCUCUGCGUCCUGCGACUCGAAGACUCAGACAGCGGGAAAUAUCACUGCAACCAGCAGCUGGUGGCAGAGCUGCAGGUGCUAACAGGCCUUAACUUCAGGGUGUCUGCAGGCUGGACGCUGCUGCUCCCCUGCAACGGCUCCUCCAGACCCAAAAAGCGCUGGUCUCACCGGAGGAAGGGAGGGAGGGAGCGAGGAGGGUGGGAGACCGUCCUGAUCCGGUUCAGAAACAGAACUGUGAAAUCAGAGAGGAGCCGCUUCAGCUACGGUAACGACGCUCUGCAGAUCCAGGACCUGCAGCCAGAGGACGCCGGAGAGUAUCAGUGUAACGGAGAGCUGCAGGCCAGACUCACCGUCCUCACAGUGCAGCCGGAGCCGACCAGCAUCCAGCAAACCUCCAGUACGACUGGAACACCUGCUGCCACAGAAACUGAUGAGGUUGAAAAAAAGAAGAAAGAGAAGAAGAGACCUGAGAACGCUCUGCUGCUGGUGGCUGUCGUCGGUUUGGGGUUAAUGAUGCUCCUCAUGGUCAUCGUGUGUGUUUUACUGACCAGCAUCAAGUGCAGGAGGAGGAAGAAACACAGACAUGCAGCUCAGAGGCAUGAGGACACUGAGCUGCAGCCGUGGAAGACGUCCAACACACAGACCGAGCGCGAGGUUUAUUAUGAGAGUCCGUCUCUGCCGGAGGAGACGAUCCACUACGCCUCCCUGGGCCGACAGAACUGGAGGGACAGAGCCUGCAGGGACAGACCCUGCAGGACUCCACCAGACCAGGACCACCACGACGUCAUCUACUCCUCUGUCAUCACCAGACCGGCCAAAAAACACAAACGCACCCCGCUGCUCCCUGAUGCUGAGCUCUAACAGCCAGCAGAGCAAAAUACGGAUCCACCACAGGCGGUUUUUC